This is a messenger RNA of Apodemus sylvaticus (European woodmouse), 1684 nucleotides long. It is a transcript of the gene Mc3r, whose product is annotated as melanocortin 3 receptor. The record is from RefSeq and is a predicted model, not a curated record. The transcript has a single exon. The coding region runs from base 108 to 1079 and encodes 323 amino acids. Gene Ontology annotation, cellular component: membrane. Gene Ontology annotation, molecular function: melanocyte-stimulating hormone receptor activity; peptide hormone binding. Lineage: Eukaryota; Metazoa; Chordata; Mammalia; Rodentia; Muridae. Gene Ontology annotation, biological process: G protein-coupled receptor signaling pathway.
GUCUAGACUGGACAGCAUCUACAAGAGAAGCACCUAGAAGGAGAAUUCCCAGCAGCUUGCUCAAGACCCUGCAGGAGCUGCACCCAAGGCUGGCCCCGCUGUUAACCAUGAACUCUUCCUGCUGCCUGUCCUCUGCUCAUCCGAUGCUGCCUAACCUCUCAGAGCACCCGGCAGCCCCUCCUGCCAGCAACCGGAGCGGCAGCGGGUUCUGCGAGCAGGUCUUCAUCAAGCCGGAGGUCUUCCUGGCACUGGGCAUCGUCAGCCUGAUGGAAAACGUCCUGGUGAUCCUGGCCGUGGUCAGGAAUGGCAACCUGCACUCUCCUAUGUAUUUCUUCCUCUGCAGCCUGGCUGCAGCCGACAUGCUGGUGAGCCUGUCCAACUCCCUGGAGACCAUCAUGAUCGCCGUCAUCAACAGCGACUCCCUGGCCCUGGAGGACCAGUUCAUCCAGCACAUGGACAACAUCUUCGACUCUAUGAUCUGCAUCUCCCUGGUGGCCUCCAUCUGCAACCUCCUGGCCAUCGCUGUGGACAGGUAUGUCACCAUCUUCUAUGCCCUUCGCUACCACAGCAUCAUGACAGUGAGGAAAGCCCUCACCCUGAUCGGGGUCAUCUGGGUCUGCUGCGGCGUCUGCGGUGUCAUAUUCAUCAUCUACUCCGAGAGCAAGAUGGUCAUCGUGUGUCUCAUCACCAUGUUCUUCGCCAUGGUGCUCCUCAUGGGCACCCUGUACAUCCACAUGUUCCUCUUCGCAAGGCUGCACGUCCAGCGCAUCGCGGCGCUGCCCCCUGCUGACGGGGUAGCCCCGCAGCAGCACUCCUGCAUGAAGGGGGCGGUCACCAUCACCAUCCUGCUGGGCGUUUUCAUCUUCUGCUGGGCGCCUUUCUUCCUCCACCUGGUCCUCAUCAUCACCUGCCCCACCAACCCCUACUGCAUCUGCUACACGGCCCAUUUCAACACCUACCUGGUCCUCAUCAUGUGCAACUCCGUAAUCGACCCCCUCAUCUACGCCUUCCGCAGCCUGGAGCUGCGGAACACUUUCAAAGAGAUCCUCUGCGGCUGCAAUGGCGUGAACUUAGGCUAGCAUGCCUGCGGAGGCUCUCCGCAUCUAGCCAAGAGACAGAAACAACACUCAGACGAGACCUCAGGAUGUGAGGAGCUGGAACUGUGCUUGGCUUUGUCGGUAAACUGGCAGCCCUUUGCAAAGGGGGCGUGGCACAGGAUGGGCUGCCUGCGGGGAUCUGUGUGUGGGUAAGUCGGCGUCUGACCUAUCACAUAGCCUGGAAGAGUCAGGCAAGGCAGCCCUGAGUGUCAUCUGUGUCCUUCUAGGCACCCAGGGCCUGUGGUUCCCACCUGCUCAUUUGCUUUGUACCAGUAACUCUGUGUUUCAAGCCACGCAGACGGGAGGGCUCCUGCGAACAGAAACAGUGCUCAGACUUCUGCCCGCCAUCCCGGCUUCCAGAGGCCACCUCCAGCUGCCGGUGGCGUAGAGAGCUUGGCACAUCUUCUGUGGGAGGCUGAGUGAAGUCCUGAAAACAAUGUGAUGUGCUGCUCCCUUCCAGGACCUGCAUCUAUGCCAGUCUCCCCAAAAACCCUGCAUGGAGAACGUGACCCCCUCCUCUCUGUGCCGUGGUCGUGGUUGUGAUCAUUGUUGGGCGUUUCGUUCAUUAAAUCUAAGCUUCAAAACCU